Messenger RNA from Asterias rubens (European starfish), 2146 nucleotides. RefSeq lists its product as uncharacterized. The transcript is spliced from 10 exons. The record is from RefSeq and is a predicted model, not a curated record. Gene Ontology annotation, cellular component: plasma membrane. Bases 44 to 1948 code for a protein of 634 amino acids. NCBI's taxonomy places the organism in Eukaryota, Metazoa, Echinodermata, Asteroidea, Forcipulatida, Asteriidae.
GAGGGAAGGUGUAUUGGCCCAUUAUUUCGCGCAGACAAUCGACAUGAUGGUUGGUGGACACUUUUCCGGAAGAGGGGCAACCUCGCUCAUCGUCCUCGCCCUAGUUAUUAACCACGUUCCCUUGUCAUUUGCGGAGGUAGCUUGCUACGAGCAGUCGAUUGAAUUCUUCAGCACUCCAAGUGUGUCGAUGUCGCUGUUUUUGACCGACAGACAGGACAUCACAAACUCCUCGGUGGCCGACUGCGCUCGACUGUGUCGGCGAAGCGAUGGCUGCUUAUCGUUCACAUAUUCGAAGAUGUCCGAGUUCUGUUCAUUGCAUCCUCAUGACAGCUCCACCGGGCUGGAGUUCCAGCAUGCAGCAGAGACGGACGAUUUGUAUUAUGAGAUGGUGGACAAACACAUCGAUAGAACUGAGUACUUCGGGGGCUGUGUCAAGAGCAAAUGUCAAAAUGGCGGAUCGUGCAAAUCCGAUUGCUCCGAUGAAGGGUUCUAUUGCGCAUGUGCGGAAAACUACCGCGGGGACCGCUGCCAGUUUGCACGUGAGGACGAGCCUGUACUCGUGCAAACGCUAGAGGGGUCUCCAUCCCAAGGUAGCACGGGAUUCACCUUCAACAAUGAGCACUUUCUCAUCGUUGGUGGCUACAUCAGCAGCUACAACGGUUCAGAAAUUGAGGCCACGACCAGAGUGUUUAAAUUCAACGAAUCAACGGCCGCGUACGAGUACGACCAGGAUCUGAUUGGCUUGAGUAUGGCCAAACAAAUAACGCCCAUGGUGAUUGGUGAAAAGCUCUUUGUCUUUGGCGCCAAUUUCCAGACAUUUGGCGGGUCACGGACCGUCGAUUCGAUCGUGUACAUCUACUCGAACGGAACCUUCGACUCCUUCCAAAUGAUGACUACUUACGGAGCUUGGGCAAGUACCUUCUUAUCUUCCACUGCCGGCCCCAACUACAUGUUCAUUUCAAACUCCAGAGGUGACAACUACAAUAUGGACUCCCCCAUUUACAAAUGGUACAGCGAGUACGACAAGUUCUACCACGUGCAAAACGUUGGGACCAAAGGAGCGGGGACGCCUGUUCUAUUUGAGAUCGCAGGGGUGUCGUAUUUGGUGGUGCCGUUUUCCUAUGGGGACAGUGCUGGAUACAAUGCCCAGCCAGAGCUGUGGAAGCAAUCGCAAACUAGUUAUGUUUAUAUGGGUUGCUUUCUGGAUGACGGGAACCGUGCAAUGUCAGCGGACUUCUACAAUCCAGGCACUAUGGAUGUAGAGACUUGUGUAACCUACUGUCGACUCCGUGGUCAUCCGUACGCAGGGCUGCAAGCUGGGUCUCAAUGCUUCUGUGGAGAUGAGAACUACGAUGUAUACGGACUGCGAAGUGAUGGGGAGUGCAGCUCUAACUGCAACGGCAAUAGUAACGAGCAAUGCGGAGGCUCUUGGAGGAACUCCGUGUAUCUUACUGAUCACUCGUGGACGUUACUCCAUACGCUCCCUGACGCCACUGCCACCGUUGCUGCGACUCAUUUCCACCAUGCUGGAUCGGACUACCUCGUCCUGACACCAGAGACGGACGGCUCGAGUUGCGACCACGACUUGGUGACCUACGUCUGGAACGGAGAGAACGAAGAGUUCCAGACCCAUCAGAAGAUACCAGAAACACAGUGCAUUGUGGACGUAGAGGUUUUCAAGGCAAACGGUCGGAUGUUCCUGAUCAUCGGUGCAUCUCGGACUCAGCAUACCGUGUCCAGUAACGACGACUACACCGUGCAGAACAGGAUCUAUAUCAUGGAAGGAAGCAUCUUCGUCCUGUACUGGUCUAUAGAGGGCCAGGCCACGAUGGACUGGAGUGUCUUCAAAAGGAACGGGGAAACUUACCUGACACAAGCCAACACGAGGAGCGCUAAUAAUGGAAGUGAUUAUGGCGGGGCAGAGUUUAACAUAUAUCAAUGGUAUUAGGAUUCAUGAACUACUUCCCGAGUAGCAGGUUCCUGAAAGACAGGGGCCCAGUCUAAACAGAGAAGGAUUUACUCGUUUGAUCAUGGAGAACCAUUUUGAUGCCAAAUGUUGUAUAAAGUUAUUGUCCACUGUGCAAGAAGGCAUUUGGAAGCAAUCUGUUGUAAGGAAGGGGAGAAUUUUUGUAAGAAGAUGUUUCGA